AUGAUUAUUUCAAACAUUUUCGAAUUAUUCCAACGAAUUAAUUAUACAACUCUAUUUAAGUUUUCUUUUUAUCUCAAAUACUGUUUAAUUUUAUUAAAUUAUUUGUAACAAUGAAAGUGGAAUGUGUGAUUGUUUUAAUAUGUUUGUCUCUAAAAGUGUGUGCGCUGUCUGAUUUGGACGAACAGCUAUUCGAUGCGGUUAGAGAAGGUAAUAAGGAUGUGGCUGAACUUCUCAUCAAUCGUGGGGCUAAUAUUAAUGCAGAAGAUGUUGAAAAAAACACCCCGCUCCAUUUAGCUGCAGGAAUGGGUAAUAAGGAUGUAGCUGAACUUCUCCUCAGUAGUGGGGCUAAUAUUAAUGCAGAAGAUAAAGAUAAACAAACGCCACUCCAUGUAUCUUCACGAAGGGGUCAGAAUGAAAUGGUUAAUCUUCUGAUAAAUCGUGGGGCUAAUAUUAAUGCAGAAGAUAAAGAUAAACAAACGCCGCUCCAUGUAGCUGCACGAAGCGGUCAGAAGGAAAUGGUUAAUCUUCUCAUCAAUCGUGGGGCUAAUAUUAAUGCAGAAGAUGAAGAUAAAGAAACGCCGCUCCAUGUAGCUGCACGAAGUGGAAACAAGUAUGUGACAGAACUUCUUAUCAAUCGUGGGGCUAAUAUCAAUGCAGAAGAUAAAGAUAGAGAGAUGCCGCUUUCUAUAGCUACAAAAAACGGUCGGAAUGAUGUAGCUGAACUUCUCAUCAGUCAUGGAGCUAAUAUAAACACAGAAAAUAAAUAUAAACAGACGCUGCUCUAUAUAGCUUCAGCAAAUCUUAAUAGGUAUUUGACUGAACUGCUUAUCAGUCAUGGUGCUGAUAUUAAUGCAGGAGAUAAAGAUAAACUAACACCGCUACAUAUAGCUGUGAGAAAAGGUGAUAAGGAUAUGGUUGCACUUCUCAUCAAUCGUACAGCUAAUCUUAAUGCAGAAGAUAAAUAUAAACAAACACCACUACAUGAAGCUUUAAAAUAUGGUCGGAAGGAUUUGGCUGAUCUUCUCAUCAAACAUGGCGCUAAUAUUAAUGCAGAAAAUACACAUAAACAAACGCCCCUACAUAAAGCUUCGGAUAAUUUGGAUAUGGCGGAAUUUCUCAUCAAUCGUGACGCUAAUAUUAAUUCAGAAGAUCGGAAUAAAAAUACACCGUUACAUUACGCCGUCCUCUCUGGUAAUAAGGAUAUGGCUGAACUUCUCAUCAAUCAUGGGGCCAAUAUUAAUGCAGAAGAUAAAGAUAAACGAACGCCGCUAUAUGUAGCUGUCCACUCUGAUGAAAAAGAAAUGGCUGAACUUCUCAUCAAACGUGGGGCCAAUAUUAAUGCAGAAGAUAAACAUAAACAAACACCACUACAUGAAGCUUCAGUCAAAAAUCGGACGGAUUUUGCGGAACUUCUCAUCAGUCAUGGGGCUAAUAUUAGUGCAGAAGAUAAAUAUAAACGAACGCCGCUACAUCUAGCUUCGUUACAUGGUAAGGGGGAUUUGGUUAAACUUUUCAUCAAUCGUGGGGCUAAUAUUAAUAUAGAAGAUGAAGACAAACGAACGCCGCUACAUCUAGCUUCGGGUUGGGGUAAUAAGGAUAUGGUCGAACUUCUCAUCAAUCUUGGGGCUAAUAUUAAUACAGAAGAUAAAUUUAAAAAUACACCGCUAUAUAUAGCCAUCUACAAUGGUCGGAAGGAUAUGGCUGAACUUCUCCGAAAACAUGGAGCUAUUUGAUGAGAAAUUAAAUGAAUGUGGUGAAAAUACCAUAUUGCAGCCAAUUUUAUACUAUUCAAAUUAAAAAAAUACAAAGAAAAUAAAUCAGUAAUACUGUUUUUUACAUUUCCGCAUACACCUUUCACAAGGAAAAAAACAUUCUCAAUUUCAAAGCAAAUUUGAAGUACCUCCCAUACAAAAUUGGUCUUCCAUACAAAAAUCCACAAUUUUUUG
Contarinia nasturtii (swede midge) is the source of this 1946-nucleotide messenger RNA. Its product is annotated as ankyrin-3-like. Bases 111 to 1733 code for a protein of 540 amino acids. Gene Ontology annotation, molecular function: protein binding. Lineage: Eukaryota; Metazoa; Arthropoda; Insecta; Diptera; Cecidomyiidae. The record is from RefSeq and is a predicted model, not a curated record. The transcript has 16 exons.